CAUGAAAUUUUUGACAGUUGGACCUGGCCCAUUGGUACCUCAACAUGGCCAACGAAAUAGUGCACUUGCCGUCAUGGAAGCUACUCUUACUGGCCGUGGUUCUGCUGCGGUCCCUGGUUGCUGGCCAAACUGUGGACAAUGAACAGAGUCAUUCGACCUCGGUGGCUGGCAUGGUGCAACUGCUGGAGCUGGAGGCCAAGCUUAUCGAUAAUCUCAACAACUACGCCGACGAGUUGGAACUGAAGCUGAAAGUAGUGCGCAGCUUUACUAAGCAAAUGCACAAGGAAAGCAGCAAGGCAAUGGACGAUACGGUUCAGUAUCUGUCGAAUCCGCUGAAUGCCUUUUCUCUUAUACGCCGCAUGCAUCAGGACUGGAUACACUGGCAGCAGUACAUGGAGCAGCCGGUGGGCAAGCAGCAGGUGAACUACUUGCAACAGAUGCGCGAGCAGCUGCCUACCAGCACGGAUCUCGAAGAGGCAGGCGCUGCCUUACAUCGCAUACACAUCACCUACGACAUUACCAUCUCCGACAUGACUCAAGGCCUGCUCAAUGGCAAGAAGUACAAUGUCAGCUUGAAUGCACUGGACAGUUAUGCCUUGGGCAACUACCACUAUGAUCAGCAGAACUUUGGCUAUGCCAGCCAGUGGAUCUACCAGGCCAUAAACUGGCUGAAAGGACCACAUAAGUUGCCGCUACCUCUAGAGUUAGAUCGUGCAGAGGUGUUCCACAUCUAUGCCGAAGCACUUAUCAAAAUGAAUCGAUACAAAGAUGCGGUACAGGUUCUCCAUACGGCGACGACUCUUAAAAAAGAUAAUUUAAAACUUUUGCUGCGAAAGUCGGAAGUAGAAACUCUGAUAAGAACGGAGCCAAAUGUUGUACCCAAGGCGUUACAAAAGCCGCCAGUACUGGCCUAUGAACGUGGCUGUCGUGGCCAGUUCGCGCAGAAUUCCAGACUGCACUGCGUCUACAAUAGCACCACUUCGCCUUUUCUGCGCCUGGCUCCACUGAAAAUGGAGCUGAUUGCACUGGAUCCCUAUAUGGUGAUAUAUCACGAUGUCAUAUCACCCAGUGAGAUCAGCGAACUUCAGAGCCUGGCAGUGCCUAGCUUGAAGCGCGCCACGGUGUUCAAUCAGAAGAGCGGUCGCAACAAUGUAGUCAAGACACGAACCUCAAAGGUUACAUGGUUGCUGGACACACUAAAUCAGCUUACAGUUCGUCUGAAUAAACGUAUAACCGAUAUGACGGGCUUCGAUAUGUAUGGCUCGGAAAUGUUGCAGGUCAUGAACUAUGGCCUCGGCGGACACUACGACAAGCACUUUGAUUACUUCAAUUCCUCCAUUGCCUCAGAUUUGACUAGGCUCAAUGGCGAUCGCAUUGCCACCGUGCUCUUUUAUCUAACCGAUGUGGAGCAGGGCGGCGCCACGGUCUUUCCCACUAUAGAGAAGGCAGUCUUUCCCCAAAAAGGAGCAGCUAUUGUCUGGUACAAUCUUAAGCAUGACGGAAAUGGAGAUACACAAACCUUGCAUGCCGCCUGCCCUGUUAUAGUGGGCUCCAAGUGGGUUUGCAAUAAAUGGAUACGCGAGCGACAACAAUUAUUUAGAAGACCCUGUCUCUCGAGUAACAAAAGCAUAUAACCUUAACUAGUCUUAUUCUUCUGAUAUGCCAAUUUGUAGAAUUAAUUACAUUUAAAUAUAAUCAAAAUAUAAUCA
Messenger RNA from Drosophila hydei, 1709 nucleotides. Its product is annotated as prolyl 4-hydroxylase subunit alpha-2. Gene Ontology annotation, biological process: peptidyl-proline hydroxylation to 4-hydroxy-L-proline. Gene Ontology annotation, molecular function: procollagen-proline 4-dioxygenase activity; protein binding; L-ascorbic acid binding. Bases 45 to 1634 code for a protein of 529 amino acids. The transcript is spliced from 8 exons. Lineage: Eukaryota; Metazoa; Arthropoda; Insecta; Diptera; Drosophilidae. The record is from RefSeq and is a predicted model, not a curated record. Gene Ontology annotation, cellular component: endoplasmic reticulum.